Messenger RNA from Cajanus cajan (pigeon pea), 983 nucleotides. Its product is annotated as dual specificity protein phosphatase 1. Gene Ontology annotation, molecular function: protein tyrosine/threonine phosphatase activity; MAP kinase tyrosine/serine/threonine phosphatase activity; MAP kinase tyrosine phosphatase activity. Gene Ontology annotation, cellular component: cytoplasm. Gene Ontology annotation, biological process: peptidyl-tyrosine dephosphorylation; negative regulation of MAPK cascade. The record is from RefSeq and is a predicted model, not a curated record. NCBI's taxonomy places the organism in Eukaryota, Viridiplantae, Streptophyta, Magnoliopsida, Fabales, Fabaceae.
AAGGAAAGGAAAAACAAAAACCGAAACAAUCACUUUGCAAUUUGCAUUUGAAACUGCAAAUAUGAAAUAACCCCCCAGAAUCAAAUUCCACGCUUCGUUGGUGAGUUCUUCCCUCUCCUCGCCAUCGCAAUUUUCCGAUCGAUUUAUUUUCAUUGCCUAUUUAUCGGCGAUCAGAGUAUUUAAUUGGCGUUUGGGGAUAAAAAAUGACCACCUCCGCGACUACGGAACAAUUCGACGAAUGCAUGAAGAAACAAGUACAAGUAACGGAACAGCUUUUACGUGUACUUAAAUCCUACAAAGAGGACAAUAUUCCUCACAAAAUCGACGAGGGUCUCUAUUUGGGUUCGAUUGCCUCUGCAUUUAACAAGCUUCAUUUGAAAAACCAUAAUAUUACUCACAUUUUGACUGUCGCUUCUAGAAUAAAACCUCCACAUCCUGCGGAUUUUGUCUAUAAACUUAUCAACGUUGUUGACAAAAAUCAUGAAGACUUAAAACAACACUUCAAUGAGUGUUUUGAUUUUAUCGAUGAAGCCAAAAGACUUGGUGGAGGUGUUUUGGUUCACUGUUUUGCUGGAAAAUCAAGGAGUGUGACUGUAGUUAUAGCAUAUCUGAUGAAGACUCGUGGAAUGAGCUUUAAUGAAGCUUGGCAACAUGUAAGGACCAUAAGACCAGCAGCAUUACCCAAUGCGGGUUUCAUUCUUCAACUGAUGGACUUUGAAAUGUCUCUGCAAGGGUCCCCGUCACCGGAUAACAUGAGACAGAGCAGCAAGAGAGUGGAAGAGACAGACAAGAAUGAAGAAGGACAGCAAGAGGGAGAACACCAGCAGUAUAUUAUAGAAAACUCCUUUACCUAGCUUUUUAUUUAUUUAUUAUUAUUUACUACACUGAUUAUAUCAUUUCAUUAAUUAUAAUAGGAUAGAUACAAUCAAACACAUAACUAAAAGUAUAUGAAUUAAGCAUGAAAUCUAAACUUUCUUGAUAGA